Messenger RNA from Xylaria bambusicola, 792 nucleotides. RefSeq lists its product as uncharacterized. The transcript has 2 exons. Bases 1 to 792 code for a protein of 263 amino acids. The record is from RefSeq and is a predicted model, not a curated record. Lineage: Eukaryota; Fungi; Ascomycota; Sordariomycetes; Xylariales; Xylariaceae.
AUGGCCAGAAAGAUCAAGAAAACUCGGAAACCUCGCGUUCCUACGGCUCCUAUAACACCCGUUACAAGCUGCCUUCGAGGCGUCAUGCCAACUGCCGGACUGAGAUAUCAAUCUGAGAAACAACUGAUGUACGACGUACGCCGUGAUGCACAAGUCGCCAAUUCACUUGAAUCAACGGGCUGCCAAAUGGUGCGCCGGUCCGUUGCUCAAACUUUGGCUGAUAUGUUCCGUGUCGCCAGCCCCAUUGUCCGCACGGCGCAUAUGAAAGGCGUCGACCUCUGGGAUAUUCUUCCCCUCGUCCAACGCGAGAUUAACUGGGCACGGCUACUCCCAGAAGCCACAUUCUUCGAACUCUUCACAUGUCUGAUAGGAGCCCGCCAGCAUUGGCUAAAGAAUAUACACUCUCCUCCCCGAUCUCGCGAGAGUGACCGAUUUAUACAUGAGAUAGACGCAUUUCGCCGAAACGUCGGUGAUGCCCCCAAGGACGCGAAUCAUCGUCGCGAAGAGCACACUUCAUGGAUUCUCAUUGACGCAGUCCUUUUCAAUGAGUUGGCUGGCGGCCUCGAUAUUGACGAGAACACCGAAGCACACGUUGAAAGACAAGACGCCGCCGAUCUUAAGAGAUCGAGUGAAGGUAGACGCACCCCGUGCGGGAAUGGGGCUACCACAAAGCCCGUCAAGCCUUUGAAGCGGAAAAGGGCACAGGGCGCCGAGCCGAGAAAAGGGGCGAAGCGACAGCAACAAGAUUCUUCUUCUUCGCCGAAACGUUUCUCCAGCUUACGAAUUGAAUGA